UCAGGACGUCGAUGUUUAGAUUUCCCGCCUUCUGUCAAUAGAUCAUGUGACCUACUUGUCCAAAAUGGUGGACAAUAAUGAGUUCUAUGGACGCUGCAACACAUGAAAAUGAAGGAGCCUCACUCUCCAGAUCCUGGGAAAGGAUUUUUAAAAACAAAAAAUAAAUUUCGUUCACGGAUAUUAGCUAAGAAGCUGAUACAUGUUCCGACCAGUCGUCUGGUGGCGUCCAGUCACAUUCUCCGUAACACCGUCCCCACCCAGGACUGUGAUGUACUUGUCACCUUCCCAGCCGACACUGACACCACCACCCUCGUGUGGCUCCUGGACCGACUCAGAGCCAGGUCCCCCCACCUCAUCAUCCAUGUCCAUCACCAUAGCAACACCAAAGGCUCCAUGUUCCAUCUGACUGCAACUUAUGAGGGACUUCUUAAAGGAGCAGAAGAAUUAGGAAUUCAGAAACUCCUGAAAGAAGAACUUGGAGGUGGAAUGAAAGAAUUUUCAGUUGAAGAACAAGAGUGCUUUAAGAACAUUGAGGAUGAGAACCUCUUCUUUAGUAGUCAGGAGAGACAGAGCAUUAUAUGCCAUCUGUUGGAUAAUCUGAGAGCUAUUCAAGGGGAACAACUGGGGAAAGUGAAAUUUGUGGAAGGCCAGUCUAUUGUUCCACUGUUGGAAUCCAAGAAAAUCAUUUCCCAAGUGUUCCCUCUCCACUGUAAGCAGUCCGUUAAGGAGUUGAGGAAGACCUGGGUACAGGCAGUCUUCUCCCCUCAGCCCCUAGAUAAAAUAAAGGAUUACUUUGGAGUAAAAAUAGCCCUGUACUUUGCCUACCUAGGACACUACACCCUGGCCCUGUGUUUACCAGCCUUUGUUGGACUAGGAAUAUGGAUCAUGCAGUGGCAGGCAGACCAAGAGUGGGAUGAUGAACUUUUUAUUGGCUUUGCCUUGUUUAAUGCUCUCUGGGCCACAAUAUACCUGGAACACUGGAAAAGGAAAAGCUGUGAGCUGACCUAUAACUGGGGCACUCUAGAUUCACAUAAAGAGAUGUUAGAGGACCCCAGGCCCCUGUACACUGGGAGACUGGAAGCCAGUCCUGUGACAGGCAGACUGGAGCCAUUUUAUCCCUCCUGGAAGAGAAAUCUGUUUCGAUAUUUUGUGUCCUACCCUGUCAUUGUUUUAUGUCUUCUGGUUGUGUUCGUUAUCAUGCUUUUAAUUUUUGAGGUCCAGGAAUGGAUCAACUCUCUUGUAAACAAUGGUGACGUUCCAGGAUUCUUCUCCUUUCUCCCCAAAAUCCUCCUGGCUGUGUCCAUUGGAGUGUUAGAUGAAAUUUAUAAAACCAUUGCUAAAUGGCUAAAUGACUUAGAAAAUUACAGACUAGAAGAAACAUACUGGAACCACUUGAUUGUAAAGUUAGUUCUGUUUCAGUUUGUGAACUCUUUCCUGUCUCUCUUCUACAUAGCAUUUUAUUUACGAGACAUGGAUAGACUCUGUGAUCAAUUGGCAGCAAUCUUAAUUACUCGUCAAAUCAUUGGGAAUCUAAAGGAGGCUUUUUUGCCAUACCUACAAUGGAAAGCCAAACUCUACAAAGUCGGUUACGAAAUGACAAAAGAUCUCAUUAUUCCUGAGGGGAAGGCAGUUUCCUCUAAUCUCAAGGCUUCAUCGAAUCAGGAUUUUCCAGAAUCCAUUGUGAAUGAUGAGGAGUUAUCUUCUCCUGAACAGCCUAUCACUGAUAAGCAGGAACCUGUUAAUGGGGAUUUUAUACAAAGUGACUGUGUUCAGGGUUCUUGUGAUGUUAGACAGAGAAAAACCUGUGAAGGAGAACUAAAGGGAGAUAAUGAACUCCAGGAGAUCAAAGAAAAAUGGGGAAAACCCCUCUCUCUCACCCAGGCUGAGGUGGAAAGUGCCAUGAAACAGUAUGAGGACACCUUAGAGGACUACCUAGAGAUGUUUAUACAGUUUGGUUAUGUGACCCUCUUUUCCUCUGCCUUCCCUUUGGCUGCUCUUUGUGCUCUGCUGAACAAUAUAGUGGAGAUCAGAAGUGAUGCCUUCAAACUCUGUAUGACCUACCAGAGACCAUUUGGUAGAUCUGUAGAGAACAUUGGGACAUGGCAGGAUGCCUUGGAGUUGAUGGGGGUCAUUGCUAUCAUUGUGAACUGUGCUCUGAUAGGAGUAUCAGGUCAGGUCCAGAGAAUGGUUCCAGGGGCCUCCACAGAAACUGUCAUACUUAUCAUUGUUCUCCUAGAGCAUAUAAUUUUGGGGCUGAAGUUUUUGAUAGCCUAUGCCAUUCCAGAUAUUCCAGAGACGAUAGAAACCGAAAGAGCCAAACUAGAGUUUCGAAGGAGGGAAGCUCUAAAAAAAUUUGAGGCAGAGAUGCAGUCUAUAGCAACCAGCAGUUCAGCUGAAAUUCGGGAGAAGAUAUUGGCUCGACAGAAAUCUCGUCGUGAAAACUCACAUCAAAGUGAGGCUAAACAAGAAGCCACAGAGAAAGAUAUAAACAUUACAGGAGAAGAAACACCCACUGACAAAGAGGCAGCUCUCUAAGGAAGACAUAUGUUUUAAUUCCUCAUUCCAUCUUCAUUUCUUUCAACCUUUCUUUGAUCAUGGCAGAUCUUUAUCCUCACAAACGAUCCAAAACACAGAACCUGAAAACAGUGCAUUUAUGAAUUAUUUAUGUAAUUCAGUGGAUAUUACCAACAUUUUGCAUUCUAGUUGGACUCGGUAGAAAGACAUGAUUGAGCUCACUUUCAUAACAAAUUAGGCAUACUGAAAACUUUGUAAUUUGGUGCAUCUAUUGAUCUUUUUUAUUGAAUCGAUUCAGUAUUUCAAGUGUAUUUAGCUUUACUUUUGAAAAGGGGAGGGAAUCUGAAAUAUUUUCCCAACAAUAGAAUAUCGGUAUUUUUAUGGCUAAAGUUUUUGUGCGCAUUGAAAAUCUGCAUGAAAAAAAAUAGCUUUUUAAUCAGAAGCCAUGUGAAAAAUUAUGAAAAUGUAAAUGCUUUUAGAAAAACAUAUUUUAGAAUGAUGUUUCUUUUUUUUAACUUCUCUCUGAUAUAGAAUUUGCUCAACUAAAAUUACUUUUUGUGUACACUGGUUUUAAGGUCCUGUUUUAGAGCAUAUGGGUUGAGAGUACUCCCCAUGUUUGUCACUCUGUCCAUCUGUCAGUUUGUUGAUGUAAUAAUGCCUUAUCUUUAGUAUCUUUCAACCUACUGACUUCUGUGACAAACAACGUGUAUGUAAAUGGAGCAUGGCCAGAAGAAGAGAUGUGUAACUUUUUUUUUGCUCACUUGAUCAAAGGUCAAGGAUAUUGUCAGAAUAAUUUUCAUUAUAAUUGACAUAUUAUUUUGUAUAAUUUUGAUCUUACUGACUUCAUACAUGGAGUGUAAAUGCAAGGAAUGGUUGGAAAAAGACAGCUGCAGUUUUCAGGGUUUCUUGGUCAAAGGUGAAGGUCAAAGCUGGAAAAUAUUGAUAUAACCAUUUUAGAGAAAACAUUUUAGAGUCACUUGGUCAAAGGUUAGGGGAUAAUGAUACGAUUAUCUUUAUUUGCAAUACCUUGGAUAUAUUGUAUCCUACGUACUUCAUAGAAAGUAUAUGUGUGUACAUUUGAUUUCUUCUUGUUUAGAGAAGGGUGAAGGUUAUACAUACCGGGGUACUUUAUGAUGUUAAAUCAAAUUAUUUGGGUGUUUGAGACUUGAUUGAAUGUUUGUUGUAUUUAAAGUGUAGUGUUAUCAUUAUUAAAGGUCAUGUAUAGUGGGAAUAAGUAGAUAUGCUUGAUAAAAGGUCGGGAUUUUUAGAUUUGGGUGCAGACUGCAGUAUAAUUUGUUUUAUCCAUUUUAUCAGUAUUUCCGAGUCCUUUUUUUUAAAUUCUCAUUUGUACAAUUUUUUUUAUAUUUUAUACUUUUUAAAAAAUAUUCUUUCUUUUUUUAUGUGGCAGGGUUAUCAUAUGAAUUUUUAUCAUGUGUUCAUAUCA
This is a messenger RNA of Saccostrea cuccullata (small rock oyster), 3958 nucleotides long. Its product is annotated as anoctamin-8-like. The coding region runs from base 103 to 2535 and encodes 810 amino acids. The record is from RefSeq and is a predicted model, not a curated record. The transcript has 15 exons. Lineage: Eukaryota; Metazoa; Mollusca; Bivalvia; Ostreida; Ostreidae.